This is a messenger RNA of Tribolium madens (black flour beetle), 3917 nucleotides long. RefSeq names its product coatomer subunit alpha (gene alphaCOP). The transcript is spliced from 8 exons. Bases 204 to 3866 code for a protein of 1220 amino acids. Gene Ontology annotation, cellular component: COPI vesicle coat. The record is from RefSeq and is a predicted model, not a curated record. Lineage: Eukaryota; Metazoa; Arthropoda; Insecta; Coleoptera; Tenebrionidae. Gene Ontology annotation, molecular function: structural molecule activity; protein binding. Gene Ontology annotation, biological process: intracellular protein transport; retrograde vesicle-mediated transport, Golgi to endoplasmic reticulum; intra-Golgi vesicle-mediated transport.
GAAAAAUCCCUAAAUUGCUACGUGUUUUCAUGUUUAGUAAAUGUCACUUGCGGAUUUGUGAAAAUGUGUGUUUCAAAUUAAAAAAGAUAAAUAAUAAAAAUAAGUGGUAUUUCUAAGUUAUUGUAUGGCUUGACUUAUAUAUUUGCACAGACAAACAUAACCUCGAAAGACACGUCAGCUGAGAAUUUUACCCAAUUUUCAAAAUGUUGACCAAAUUCGAAACGAAAUCGGCCCGUGUGAAAGGCUUAUCAUUUCACCCGAAACGUCCUUGGAUAUUGGCAAGCUUGCAUAAUGGAUCCAUACAACUGUGGGAUUAUCGUAUGUGUACUUUACUCGAAAAAUUCGACGAACACGAUGGACCUGUUAGAGGAAUUUGUUUCCAUAAUCAGCAACCUUUGUUCGUUUCUGGCGGCGAUGAUUACAAAAUCAAAGUAUGGAAUUACAAACAAAAACGUUGUAUUUUUACCCUUCUUGGCCAUUUGGAUUACAUACGCACUACAAUGUUCCACCAUGAAUACCCUUGGAUUGUUUCGGCUUCCGAUGACCAAACCAUUCGCAUAUGGAAUUGGCAAAGUCGGACUUGCAUUUGCGUCCUCACCGGCCACAACCACUACGUCAUGUGUGCGCAAUUCCACCCUUCUGAAGACCUCCUAGUUUCCGCUUCCCUCGACUCAACAGUACGAGUUUGGGACAUUUCUGGUUUGAGGAAAAAGAACGUUGCUCCUGGACCUGGAGGUUUAGAAGACCAUUUAAAAAAUCCCGGUAGUACCGAUUUGUUUGGUCAAGCUGAUGCCGUCGUGAAACAUGUCCUUGAAGGGCAUGAUCGCGGAGUAAACUGGGCAUGUUUCCACCCCACUUUACCUCUGAUUGUUUCCGGGGCUGAUGAUCGCCAAAUAAAAUUAUGGAGAAUGAAUGAUUCAAAAGCUUGGGAGGUUGAUACAUGCCGUGGGCAUUAUAAUAACGUUUCGUGUGUUUUGUUUCAUCCACGUCAGGAACUCCUCUUAUCAAAUAGUGAAGAUAAGAGUAUCAGGAUUUGGGAUAUGGCCAAACGCAACUAUUUGCAUACAUUUCGGAGGGAACAUGACCGGUUUUGGGUGUUAACAGCUCACCCUAAUUUGAAUUUAUUUGCGGCGGGGCAUGAUACAGGCAUGAUUAUUUUCAAACUAGAGCGUGAAAGGCCGGCAUACACCGUACAUAGAAACUUCCUCUACUAUGUCAAAGAUCGUCAUUUGCGCAAACUUGAUUUCACCACGUCCAAAGACGUCCCUGUUCUUCAGAUUAGAGGUGGGGGCAAAACUCCCGUUUAUAGAAUGUCGUUCAAUCCGGCCGAAAAUGCCGUUUUGUUAUCAAUCCGAUCUUCGAAUUUGGAUAAUAGCACUUAUGAUUUGUAUACGAUCGCAAAAGAAUCCGAUCGUGAUGAUCAAGUCCCCGAAGCUGAAAGUAAACGAUCAUCAGGAUUGACAGCAAUUUGGGUCGCUCGAAAUCGAUUUGCGGUUUUGGACCGGUCACAUCAACUCGUUAUUAAAAAUUUGAAAAAUGAGGUACACAAAAAGGUGCAAACGCCACCUUGUGAUGAAAUUUUCUAUGCCGGAACUGGAAUGCUACUAUUGAGGGAUCCAGAGCAUUUGACUAUGUUUGACGUUCAGCGGAAACGUACCCUGGAACAAGUCAAAAUAAAUAAAUGUCGCUAUGUUGUUUGGUCUCACGAUAUGAAUUUUAUCGCAUUGUUGGCUAAACAUACAGUUACUAUUUGUAACCGAAAAUUGGAAGUUUUGUGCUCUUUGCAUGAAAAUACAAGAGUCAAAUCAGGGGCUUGGGAUGAUUCCGGUGUUUUUAUUUAUACCACUAGCAAUCAUAUCAAAUACACUUUGAUUCAUGGCGACCAUGGGAUUAUUCGUACUCUCGACUUGCCAAUUUACAUCACUCGAGUUAAAGGAAAGCAUGUCUUUUGUUUAGACCGUGAAUGCAAGCCUCGUGUUCUAACAAUCGAUCCUACAGAAUACAAAUUUAAAUUAUCUUUGAUUCACCACCGCUACGAUGAAGUCUUAUUCAUGGUUAAAAAUUCGCGUCUAGUGGGUCAAGCAAUAAUUUCAUAUUUGCAACAAAAGGGUUACCCUGAGGUGGCUUUGCAUUUUGUCAAAGAUGACAAGACUCGUUUCACUUUGGCACUAGAAUGUGGCAAUAUUGAGAUUGCAUUGGACGCAGCUAAAGCCCUAAAUGAUAAACUUUGUUGGGAACAAUUGGCCCAAACCGCUUUGUGGCACGGCAACCACCAAGUGGUCGAAAUGUGUUAUCAGCGAACUAAAAGUUUCGAGAAAUUGUCAUUCUUGUAUUUAAUCACCGGCAAUUUGGAAAAGUUGCGUAAAAUGACAAAAAUUGCUGAGAUUCGCAAAGCACGCUCAUCGCAAUAUCAUGGUGCUUUAUUACUUGGUGAUGUUGAAGAAAGAAUAAGAGUUUUGAAGCAAUCAAACUUGACAUCUUUAGCUUAUUUAACAGCUGCAACUCACGGGUACGAGGAGGAAGCUGAAGAAUUGAAAGGUUUGAUUGGGAAUGAGAAAAAAGUGCCCGAUGUUGACCCCAACGCAAAAUUCUUUAUCCCUCCACCGCCAAUUCAACAAGCUGAGAGCAAUUGGCCGUUAUUGACAGUCAGUCGCAGUUUCUUUGAGACUAACGCAAUGGUUCAAGCUGCGUCAAAUAUGAAGAGUUUGAUGGUUGAACCAACAACUGAAGCUUUGGAUGAGGAAGUUGGUGGUUGGGGUGACGACGAUGAGGAGAUUGAUGUUGACACCGAACGCAAAUCGGACGAUGCAGUCCCAGGAGAUGGUGAAGGUGGUUGGGAUGUUGAAGACGCUGAUUUGGAAAUACCUGAUUUGGGAACGUCACAAACGCAACAAUCGAGUGAAAGUUUUAUUCAUUUGCCAUCUCAAGGGCCUAGUCCGACUUUAGCAUGGACGAAAAAUUCACAAUUUGCCGUCGAUCAUGUCAUGGCUGGGUCAUUUGAAUCGGCUUGUAGAUUGUUACAUGACCAACUUGGAAUUGUUCAUUUUGAACCGUUUGAAAAUAUUUUCUUAUCGUUGUAUAGCGGAUCUAGAACUAGCACAACGUGGCAACCAAAUUUGCCAUCAAACUUCACUUAUCCUUUGCGUAAUUGGAAGGAUGCAGGCCCGAAAGGGGGGCUUCCGGUUGCAGGAGUCAAAUUGAACGAUUUGGUCCAGAAAUUACAGGAUUGUUACCAACUCACUACUGGGGCCAAGUUUAGCGAAGCGAUUGAAAAAUUCCGAAAUUUGAUUUUGUUAAUUGCGCUUUUGAUUGUUGACACGAAACAAGAGGUGUCCGAAGCUGAACAACUAUUCCGUCUUUGUCGGGAAUACAUUUGUGGUUUGCAAAUGGAGACGCUUCGCAAAAGCUUGCCGAAAAACUCAAUAGAGGAACAGAAGCGUCAAUGCGAAAUGGCCGCUUAUUUUACUCAUUGCAACUUGCAACGUGUCCACCAAAUUCUAACACUUCGGACUGCGCUUAAUAUGUUUGUUAAAUUGAAAAAUUACAAAACUGCGGCUUCUUUCGCGAGAAGAUUGCUUGAGUUGGGUCCGAAACCGGAAGUGGCGUCACAAGCGAGAAAAAUUUUGCAGGUUUGUGAUUCAAAUUUGACGGAUGAGUUGCAAUUGCAUUACGAUGAACAUAAUCCAUUUAAUUUAUGCGGUUAUUCGUAUACUCCGAUUUAUCGAGGCAAAGCCGAGGAGAAAUGUUCAUUUUGUGGCACUUCGUAUCUUCCGAAGUACAAGGGUGCUAUCUGUAAUGUUUGUACAGUGGCUGAGAUUGGGAAAGAUAGUAUUGGACUUAGGAUUAGUGUUCACCAAUUUAGAUAAAUGUUCCAAAUGUUUAAUGCUUUGUAUUUAAAUAAAAGUCGUUUCAGAUAA